This is a messenger RNA of Frankliniella occidentalis (western flower thrips), 2952 nucleotides long. RefSeq lists its product as uncharacterized. The record is from RefSeq and is a predicted model, not a curated record. Bases 1 to 2952 code for a protein of 983 amino acids. The transcript has 9 exons. NCBI's taxonomy places the organism in Eukaryota, Metazoa, Arthropoda, Insecta, Thysanoptera, Thripidae.
AUGGCAUUAGCCCAUGUUCAUGGAGUCUUGUGGCUAUCAGGAGCUCCAAAUGUGACCAAUUUGGAUAAAAUGACUGAUUCAGAAAGAGAGAACGUGAUUUCUUACUUCAGUAGCUUGAUCAGUGCAUGGAAUCCAGAUUGCAACUAUGUUGUCACUGCAAGUCAUCCAUGUCGUUUGAAGAUUAGCCAAGUUGAAGAUGAAAUUCAAGAUUUAGCUUCUCUUGUAAAUACCGUUCAGAAACACAAGUGUUCAAUCCAUUGUAUGAAGAUGCAAAAAAAGGAUUCUAAAUCUAAAGCAGGUAUUCAGUGUCGUCAUCACUUUCCUCACAAAUUACGAGAUUCAAGUACCAUUGAAAAAUAUGACCGUGGCCAUUAUGAAUUUUAUCCGAAACGUUAUGAUCCCAAUACCAACAAAUUUAAUGGAUGGACUAUCAGAGUUAUAAGGUCUAAUCAUGAUUUUACAGCAAUAUUAUCAUAUAAUGGAUUUGUCAGAUAUAUUGCAAAAUAUGCAACCAAAGGUGAAAUAAAAUCAGCUGAGUUACUCACCAUCUUAGAAAUGAUUGUAUUCAAUAGUGAUGCUGGACAAACAGUUAAAAAUGUUAUACAGAAACUGUUUAUGAAUCUUGCGGCAGAUCGUGACUAUUCAUUUCAAGAAGUCAUGCACCUUUUAAAAGGACAUAAACUUUAUCAAUGUUCAAGAACAUUUGUUGUUUUGAAUUUAUCAGCUAAUGAUUGGCAAGCAAAAGCUGAUAUAUCAGUUUUGUCAGCAACAGAACCAUCUCAGUUUCAGGAAUUUACAGAUCCUCUUGACUCUUAUGCUAGAAGACCUGGAAAAUAUGAGAGAAUGACUUUGCUCAAUGUAAUGAAGUGGUUUGAUGUGAAGUCUUUCAAGAAAUACACAAAAGAGCGUAUUGUACGAAUCAUUCCAAGAUUUCAACAAAAAAAUUCUUCUACCAUAGCAGAAGAGAUAUGGAGGCAGAACGCUCUUCUCAAUAUCCCUUGGAGAAAUAUAGAAAAUCUACUUGUAGAAGAAAGUUGGGAAAAAACAUGUUCAGUAAAUGGACUAAGUAUUGACAUGUUUCCUAAUCCCAUUUCUAUUGUUCAUGAUGAAUUGUCUGAUGAAGAAGAAACUGAAGAUAUUGACAGUCUUAAACAUGAUGACUGGAUGUCAAUUUGUAGCCUUAGUGGGCAAAGCGAAGAUUCAGCUUAUGAACUUGGAAAGCGACCCCUUGACAUUACAUAUCCAUGGUCUAAUAAUACCUGUGACAUUAAUUAUGCUGAUAUAUUGACUAAUUUUGUUUCUGAAUCAAGGAAAACUUUCCAGAUACCAAUAGCAAAUCUUUCUAUUCCAAAUCUUAGUCCAGACAAAAAAAAUGUAAUGAAUAUUCUUUCAAGACAAAUUGAUUCCAUCCUUGAUAAGUCUCCUACAACUUAUAAAGUUCCACAUGUAUGUGUCUGUGAAGGCUUUGCUGGAAGCGGAAAAUCUGUUUUGCUACAGUCAAUGGUUCAAUCAGUAGAUUCUAAAAUUGGAUCUGGAUCAGCUUGGGUAAUGGCUCCUACAGGUUCUUCCGCUCUCCAUGUCAAUGGUCAGACAAUUCAUAGUGCUGUUCGGUUGAAUUGGCAAGACAUUGGAAAUAUUCCAGAUCUGAAGGGAGAAACAUUGUUUAAAUGGAGAGAGAACCUUUUUAUUUGGUUCCUUGGAAACAUUCUUCAACUUCAACUUCCUCCUGUUGGUGAUACACCAUGGUUUAAAGAUGAACUAACUUAUGCAAGGGAUUCUGUUGUCGCUGGUUCUUUGCUAUACAAGGAAAUAGACAUGGUCUUUUUCUUGUCAUCACAGCUUCGUCAAAAAGACAUGCAUUUUCUUCUAUGUCUGGAGCAUAUAAGUAAUAGAAUAGUUACAGAAGAAGAUAAGCUUGUUUUGAAGUCAAGAAUCAAGACUCCAUCUGAAAUUGAAAACUUACCUGAAUUUGUUGAUGCUGUACAUCUUUUUUCAAAGAAGAAAGAUGUUGAUCUGUAUAAUCUGACGAAACUUGUGAAAGAAAAUCGGCCAGUACUUCGAAUUGAUGCUGAAAAUAAUUCCCGUCAUGCUAAAGCUUGCAGUUCCGAUAAAGCCCUUGGACUUCCGCAGAUUCUUUUCUUAUCUAUUGGCUGCAGAGUUAUGCUGAAGAAAAACCUGUGGGUGGACGGAGGUCUUGUUAAUGGAUCUAUCGGAACAUUGAUUGAUAUAGUGUACAAAUCUGAAGAUGACGAAUCACCAUUUGCUCUUAUUAUCAAGUUUGAUUCCUAUUACGGUCCAGUUAUGGAUAAUGGUGGUAUACCUUUCAUUCGUUACACAAAUUCAUGGUAUGCCAAGAACAUAUUAUGUUCAAGAAACAUGUUCCCUGUUAUUUUGGCUUAUGCAGUCACAAUUUAUAAAUCUGAAGGACUGACUUUGCCAAAAGUUGUAUUUCACGCAUUGGCAAAGGAAAUGGCUGCUGGUGAAUUUUACGUUGCAUUGUCAAGAGUAAAGAAUCUUUCUUAUCUAUGCAUUGCAUAUGAAGGAGCCAUUGAAGACUGUCCACUAUUCCAUUUGAAUCCCACAAUUUAUAAAGAAAAGCUUGCUGCAAUUGAGAAGUUAAAAUUAAAAGAAAGACAAAGGUUGGAUGGAUCUGAAUCUGAAAACUCCUCAAACACUCAAUCAACAUCUGGAAAUGAACAGUUGAAUCCUUCCACUGACAUGUCUUCGAGUUCACCGAUAUCUGAGUCACCUACUUCUACCAGUUCGGUAAAUCACAAUGAUGUAGAAGCUGGACAUUCAAAAUCUCCACCUAAGAGAAGGCAUCGAAAGAAGGAUAUAACUCAAAAUUCUACUGAAAGUGAUUCGGAAACAGUAACAAAAAGACAAAGGUUGAUUGGAUGUGAAACUGAAAACUCCUCAAACAGUCCAUCUACUUCACUAAAUAUGUCUUAA